This is a messenger RNA of Arachis stenosperma, 2093 nucleotides long. RefSeq names its product glutamyl-tRNA reductase 1, chloroplastic-like. The record is from RefSeq and is a predicted model, not a curated record. Gene Ontology annotation, molecular function: NADP binding; glutamyl-tRNA reductase (NADP+) activity. Gene Ontology annotation, biological process: tetrapyrrole biosynthetic process. NCBI's taxonomy places the organism in Eukaryota, Viridiplantae, Streptophyta, Magnoliopsida, Fabales, Fabaceae.
AGAAAUCGCACCAAUCCCCUGAAAUCCAUCCAAACACUUUCCAUUCCGCCACAUCUAUUGCACCAUUUCCACACAACAACGAACCAAAACCAAAACGGUCAACACACCACCACAACUACUCCAUAAUUUUUUAUUUUCACGCAUGGCUGUGUCGACGAGCUUUUCGGGGGCUAAGUUGGAGGCUUUGUUCCUCAAAUGUUGUUCCUCUUCCUCUGCCAAUGCUGCUUAUUCUUUGGUGUGUGCCUUCCAAAACCGCCGCCAAGGCCACCAGAACGACGCCGUUUCGGAGAGAGGCCUCGUUCGUUGUGACGCUUCGGCUUCUCCUGAUGUUAUUCUUGACAAUGCUGCCGCCCUCUCUGCUCUUCAGCAGCUUAAGACUUCUGCCGCCGAUAGGUAUACGAAGGAAAAGAGCAGCAUCGUGGUGAUUGGACUCAGCGUGCAUACUACACCUGUAGAAAUGCGUGAAAAGCUUGCCAUUCCAGAAGCAGAAUGGCCCAGAGCCAUUGGAGAGCUUUGCGGCCUCAAUCAUAUUGAAGAAGCAGCUGUUCUCAGCACCUGUAACCGAAUGGAGAUAUAUGUUGUUGCUCUCUCUCAGCAUCGCGGUGUCAAAGAAGUCACCGAGUGGAUGUCAAGAACUAGUGGAAUCCCUGUUUCAGAACUUUGCCAGCAUCGAUUUUUGUUGUAUAACAAAGAUGCCACACAGCAUCUUUUCGAAGUCUCAGCUGGUCUUGACUCUCUUGUGCUGGGAGAAGGCCAAAUCCUUGCCCAGGUUAAGCAAGUUGUCAAAGUGGACAAGGAGAAUGGCUUUGGGAGGAACAUCAGCGGCCUAUUCAAGCAUGCGAUUACUGUCGGGAAAAGGGUUAGAGCCGAGACUAAUAUCGCUGCAGGAGCUGUUUCUGUUAGCUCAGCUGCCGUUGAAUUGGCCUUGAUGAAGCUACCUGAAACUUCACAUGGUAAUGCUAAGAUGUUGGUUAUUGGAGCUGGAAAGAUGGGGAAGCUUGUGAUCAAACAUUUGGUUGCAAAGGGUUGCACAAAGAUGGUGGUUGUCAAUAGAAGUGAGGAGAGAGUUGCUGAAAUCCGCGAAGAGAUAAAGGAUGUUGAGAUAAUCUACAAACCCCUCUCUGAAAUGCUUGCAUGUGUAGGUGAAGCAGAUGUAGUUUUCACCGGUACAGCCUCAGAAAACCCAUUGUUCUUGAAAGAUGAUGUUAAAGACCUUCCUUCUGUGAGUCAAGACAUUGGAGGCCAUCGCCUCUUUAUUGAUAUCUCAGUUCCUCGGAACGUGGGUUCAUGUGUCUCAGAUAUCGAGUCUGUGCGAGUUUACAAUGUUGAUGACCUUAAAGAGGUUGUAGCUGCAAAUAAAGAGGAUCGGCUGAGAAAAGCAAUGGAAGCUCAGGCAAUCAUUGGUGAAGAAUCACAACAAUUCGAAGCUUGGAGAGACUCGCUCGAAACCGUUCCUACCAUAAAAAAAUUGAGGGCUUAUGCUGAAAGAAUCAGGGCUGCUGAGCUUGAGAAAUGCUUAGGUAAGAUGGGUGAUGAUAUCUCGAAGAAGACACGGCGUGCCGUGGAUGACCUUAGCCGUGGCAUAGUCAAUAAGUUGCUUCAUGGUCCAAUGCAGCACCUGAGGUGCGACGGCAGUGAUAGCCGGACCCUGACCGAGACCCUCGAGAACAUGCAUGCUUUGAAUAGAAUGUUUAGCCUUGAGACUGAAAUAUCAGUGUUGGAGCAGAAGAUUCGAGCCAAGGUUGAACAAAACCAUAGUGACAACUAAACUCCAACUCCAUUGAUUACACUCAUUUAUUUCAUCAAUUCCAAAAAGCAAAAGGAAAAUUGAAAACAUCCACCCCUGUUUAGGAUUGUUUUUGUAACUUAUAAGUUUCUGGUUGAAACAAUGUAAGUCUCCAUGAGGGAACUUCAACUUCUUCCUGAACCUCAUAGUACAUAGCCGUUCGGCUUUGUAGUUUGUAGUAUACAUAAUAGAGUGAACUAUGGCGAUCUUUGUAUUUAUCACAAACAAUGUAUGCCUAAGAUUUGUUCCCUUUAUUGGGAAUAAUGAUUUGUUAAUACUACUAAGUAGAGAAUGGUUUUUCUUGUCA